Molecule: messenger RNA, 1757 nt
Organism: Oryzias latipes (Japanese medaka)
Lineage: Eukaryota; Metazoa; Chordata; Actinopteri; Beloniformes; Adrianichthyidae
Gene: guk1a
Product: guanylate kinase 1a
Biological process (GO): purine nucleotide metabolic process
Cellular component (GO): cytosol
Molecular function (GO): GMP kinase activity
Source: RefSeq, a predicted model, not a curated record
AAUUGAGUCAUUUGACACUAGAUUUAAACCUACAUUUCUUUAUUUUUCAGUCCACGACUGGAACUGUUGAAGCUUGAAUAAAUCAAAUUGCAGUAAAACGUAGGGCACCUGUGCUUUCAUUUGUUUAAACUGUUUCUGUCGGGAAACUAAAAGGAUGUUUUAUGACUAAAGGACUAAAGCAGAGUUUAAGUCUUUUUUUUUAAUGUUAAUGAUGAAAAGGGCUUUACCUGCUGAGCAGGUUCCGCAUAUCUAUUUAAAAACAUUGACGCAGCAGCUUUUUACGCAGUUGCUGUAGUGUUUACAAUAGGAAAAAAAAGAAACAGAAAGCUGAAGCUGACGUGGAAGAGGCAGCCCCACCCUGUCAGUGACCCUCCCAUCCUGACUCAAUAUAAGUCCGCCCGUUCAUUUCCCUCCGUCUGCUCAAGUGCUGCGUGAUUUCAGGAAAGGUGAAAAGCUAUGGCUGGACCCAGGCCCCUGGUGUUUAGUGGCCCGUCGGGGGCGGGAAAGAGCACCCUGCUGAAGAAGCUCAUGGGCGAAUACGACAGUGUGUUUGGCUUCAGCGUGUCCCAUACAACAAGAAAGCCUCGACCUGGAGAGCAGAACGGCAUCGAUUACCAUUACGUGUCUCGCGAGGAGAUGCAGGCAGGCAUCGACAACGGAGAGUUCAUCGAGAGCGCAGAGUUUUCGGGGAACCUGUACGGAACGAGUAAAGCCGCCGUGCAGGCCGUCCAGGCCAAGAACCUCAUCUGCAUACUUGACAUUGACAUGCAGGGCGUGAAGAACAUCAAAAAGACGGACCUCAACCCGCUCUACAUCUCCAUCCAGCCUCCAUCCUUGGAAGUCCUGGAAGAACGUCUAAGAGGCAGAAAGACCGAGUCGGAGGAGAGCGUGCAGAAGCGUUUACGUGCAGCCAAAGUAGACAUGGAGUUUAGUAAAGAACCGAAUGUCUUUGAUGUGGUGAUUAUCAAUAAUAAUUUGGAGGAGGCUUAUGGAAGUUUAAAACAAGCUCUUCAGGAGGAAAUUCACAAGGUGAAGAAAACCAAGGCCUCUUCAUGAAACGCAGCGUGUUUUUGGCACGUCCAGUCACUCCUUUUUUACAUCCUGCCAUCUUGUUUGUGUACAUUCCUUCAGGUGGUUUGUGAAGCUACAACAACACACCUCUGGCUCCAAAAGCACGUUUUACAAUCUCUAGGUUUUACAAUGUCGGACUAGUUGUUUCCAAAACAUUUUAUUUUAUAUUUUUUGUUUGUUUUUAGAUUAUGGGAGCUAAACGCAAAUACAUUUUACUUAAAGUACAAUUAUUUUAUCAUCAUUAAGACAAAAUUUACUUCAGAAAAACUUCAGAUUUUUCUGUACUAGUGUGUCACAAUUAAUUCAGCUCACAACUGUGUUGCUUGUUUGCUCCUUUUUUUUGGGUUGUGUAUUGCUGAAGAAAACCUUAUUUUACAUGUUUAAGAUAUUGAAUCCUUUUAUUUUAUUGUAUUAAUUUGUUUGUGCUAAAACAAUUGAACUACAGAGAAGGGUUUGCUUCCUGUUAACUUAGGAAAAUAUUGACGUCCCUUUGAGGCUUUUGUUGGUGCUUUAGGGUGGAAAUGUUUUAAAAAUGUAAAUUUGUACAAAACUGUUAUGUACUUUUCUCACUUUGCAGCUUCAUCUGUACAGUAAAAGGUCUUUAACUUCUAAGGAAACAGCGACAACUUUAUCUUUCUAUACAUCUUGUAAAAUAAAGCACAGAAAAUGUCUCACCCGGAACAAAA